GGCAACUUAAACAAAGCUUUCAGAGAAAGAUAUACCUAGAGCUUCGCUUUCUGGACAGUCCUUCAACUCUCAAGACAGAUGAGCUUUUGUUCUGGUUAAAAUGUAUGGGUGACCCAGCGAAACGCCUUAAAACCAAGGCACAAAUGGUUAAAAGGUAGGAAGAUUGCGUUCGUGUUGUUGUUGUUCUCAGAUGGCUGUCAAACUAGUACACGUGAAAAUAUUACAGAGAUCAAACAAAGGAAUGUACAAGAAUAUAUUGAUUCGGGAAAGGAUAAAGAAAUUAUUGACCCUGACCCGCAGCAUCUGUAUACGAAACGCAAAAGAAGACUAGAUGCUUUGCAAAAGGACUUUUCAAAAACGACACCUACGAACAAGACAAAUAUAAACUACCCGUCUACAGGCUAGUCAACAAGAGUUCUAAGAAUACCUUUGUUUACCAAAGGUGAAAUGAACAGGCACAUAGAGCGAUCAGGUAAAAAUUUAGGCUCAUUUUCUAAAAUUCACUCGGUUCCAACAAGUCUUCGUAAAGCAAAGACAUUUCUAGAAGAUGAGUAUUUAAAGGAAAUUCAAGCUGCAAGCGAUGACCAUUGCUUCUACUUCAAAAGCCUGUGCUAUCACAGUUUUAAGAAAAGUGAGCCUCCACAUGAGCUCCGCACAGCUUUGUCCAUAGUAACAGGGGAAGUUUUACAUGCAUCCUUGUACUGCUGGUAAGACAGGCUUUUGUAACCAUGUCCUAGGACUCUUCAUAAAACUUUGCAACUUCUCCACAUAUGAAUGCAAGGAUAUCAGGCAGCUCAAUAAAGAUGGAGACAUGAGUCCUAGAGUGGAGUGCAUUUCUACAUUACAAAUGUGGCACAGAACUGGUAGAGGAGACACAAUCAGAGCUCAGCCAGUCAUGGAAGUGGUUGUUAAGAAAUCAAAACUUGAUAUGGCACACUCAUCUGAAGGAUUGAAAUGCUUGCUGUGUGAAUCUAGAAAGAAAUGCAAAUCUCAAGUCUCUGCAGAAACUUGUCUAAAGGAAGAACUAUCAAAAAUCAAUCCUAAAAUGGGUUUAUGUGAAGUAGCUAAUUCUGAAUCAGUCAACUCUGUAGACACAAGGUUUGAUAAAUCCCCUCUUGGAUCAUAUGUCAGCUACCAACUGACAUUUACAGAGUCUAACUUUAAAGUUUACUGCAACAUAGAUGCUAUUCCUAGAUUAAGUUGUGAUGAGACUUUAAUUGUUAACAUGCCAGACAGCUAUCCUAGAUUUCCCCUGGAAGACACCACUGAUUACAUCCCUAUGACAGAUGGUCUGGAUGAUGCCCAGAAAGCUCUGCUUGAUUAUGUCAUAGUUGAUGAAGACACGCUCAACUCUAUUGAAAGGGGAACAUGUGACCAAGCAGCCUUGGAGGAGUGGAAGAAUGAAAGAAAAUAUAGACUAACUGCUUCUAAUUUCAAGACCAUUUGUAAGAGACAAAGGAAUCAUAUUAUACUUGUGAAUAACUUACUAAACCCUUAAAGCAGGUCUCAUCCAAGUAUACUGAACAUGGCAAGAAGUAUGAGUCAGUGGCUUUGCAGCGUUAUGAAAAGUGUAUGUUCUCAACCUGAAGAAAACUUGUAGUACUUCAAUCAGGAUUGGUGGUUUACAGAGAAAUUCAAUUUUUGGGUGUAUCUCCUGAUGCAAAGGUGAUAGACAAAAGCUGCAUAAAGCCUUUUGCUAUUGCAGAAGUGAAAUGCCCCUCACAAAGUUCCACGUGACCCCACUUGAUGCAUGUACAGAUCAAGGAUUUUGAGCAGAGAGAGUGGAUGACAUGCCAAAACUUAAAAGAGAUCACCCAUAUUAUUUUAUAAAAUAAUUCAAAUAGUAUGCGCACUCUGAUUGGCCAUAAAACCAUUUUACAUGAGCGUAUGUAAACACAGUUUUCAUUCCUCUUUCAUUAGUUAUUUUAUAAAAGAAUGUAAAAUGGUUUCCAUGUUUACAUAGCCUGAUGUAAACACUUGGGAGGUUGGGAGAACACUCGAUAAGCUGGAAACUACUCCGCUUCGUGUUGUGGUUUCCUAUGCUUAUCUCGUGUUCUCCCAACCUCCCACAUGUUUACAUCAGGCUAUGUAAACAUGGAAAUCAUUUUACAUUUCUUAAAUCAAGUUCAGGGACAGCUUGCAGUGACAAGAGCAAGCUGGUGUGAUUAUAUUAUUUAUACAAGUGCUGGUAUGAGCAUUGAGCAAAUUGAAUUUGCUCAUGAAUUUUGGGAUACAUUAUCACACAAACUGAAAUCAUAUUACUUUGAACACUACAUUGGUCCUGCUUCAGUUCAAUUUUCAUCAAUUAAGCAAGAUUAGACGAGCUAUUUGAACUAAGUUGCUGGAAUUUUCAUCAUUUUCAUUUUUAUCUUCAUAUAUCUACAUAAUAGAUACAGUAGAUUUCAUUAAGCUUAACUAGCUUAGAGUGAAAUAAAAGUAAAAUGCCCAUACAGCAGGUUUUGCCAAUCCCUGCCAGUGGACCCUUAUGCAGUAUACACUACACCAUCUUACAGUUAUGAUAUCUUAGAAAGAAUGACUAUUAACUUAGUACUUGUUCAUAACAAAAAGAGAAAUGGUGGCUUAAGCCUAUUACUACUACUACUACCUAGUAGCUUGCCAAUGUUUUCACAGGCUAAAUAAAAUAUAGAUUUAGCCAAGCCUAAAAGCGGAGCUCUUAUUAGUUUAUUUUCCAGCCCUACAUUACACUGAAUAAAAACUGUAAUAAAACUAUCUACUGGCAAGUCUCUGUAAUAAAACUACGUACUGGCAAGUCUUUGUAUUAUAUUUCAACCCAACUAUUUCCU
Molecule: messenger RNA, 2804 nt
Organism: Pocillopora meandrina
Lineage: Eukaryota; Metazoa; Cnidaria; Anthozoa; Scleractinia; Pocilloporidae
Source: the annotation of a GenBank genome assembly